Liolophura sinensis is the source of this 3109-nucleotide messenger RNA. RefSeq names its product very long chain fatty acid elongase 4-like. NCBI's taxonomy places the organism in Eukaryota, Metazoa, Mollusca, Polyplacophora, Chitonida, Chitonidae. The transcript has 8 exons. Gene Ontology annotation, molecular function: fatty acid elongase activity. The record is from RefSeq and is a predicted model, not a curated record. Gene Ontology annotation, biological process: fatty acid elongation, monounsaturated fatty acid; fatty acid elongation, polyunsaturated fatty acid; sphingolipid biosynthetic process. Gene Ontology annotation, cellular component: endoplasmic reticulum membrane. Bases 131 to 1039 code for a protein of 302 amino acids.
AAUUUGUUCCCGCGUAGUCAGUGGCAACAUUACCUCUCAGGGUAUAUCUUGACUAUACCGAUACUGGGUCGACAUUAGCGGGAUUGUCCAUGUAUCAUUUUUAUAGGUGACACAGGUAUAAUUUUUAACCAUGGAUCUCAUUAUGGACAAGAUUCACCAUUUUCAAACCUUCUACAACAAGGCCCAUUCCAUGUCAGAUGAACGGGUGGCCAACUGGUUUCUGAUGCAGAGUUACCUGCCCACUUUAGCCAUCACAGGCCUCUAUCUCUUUAUUGUAUGGAUCGGUCCCAAAAUCAUGGAGAGUCGGGAAGCAUUGAAAUUCAAAUACACACUCUUCUUUUACAACUUGUGUCUAAUCAUCAUGAAUUUGCAUAUAUUCACAGAGAUCAUUAUUGCGUCCACAAAUCUGGGAUACAGUUAUUAUUGCCAGCCUGUUAAUUACACGUACGAUGUGAAUGAAAUGAGGAUAGCAAAGGCUUUGUGGUGGUUUUACUUCUCCAAAUGUGUGGAAAUGCUUGAUACAGUUUUCUUCAUUUUACGGAAAAAAAACAAUCAGGUGUCAUUUCUGCAUGUGUAUCAUCACGCGACCAUGUUUCCUAUCUGGUGGAUCGGUGUCAAGUGGGUCGCAGGAGGACAGUCUUUCUUCGGUGCCAUGCUGAACUCUUUCAUCCAUGUUGUGAUGUAUACGUACUAUGGAGUCUCGGCUCUGGGACCACAGUUUCAGAAGUACCUCUGGUGGAAGCGCUACCUGACCAAACUCCAGCUGAUUCAGUUCGUGACGGGCAUUGCACAUACGGCACGCUCUUUGUUCUGGGGAUGUAACUUCCCUGCCUGGAUGCACUGGGCGCUAAUUUUCUACGCAUUCACCAUCCUACUGCUGUUUUUGAAUUUCUAUGUACAAACGUACAUCAAAUCCUCCCGGAAAAAGGCGAUAGAGAAGGGCAAAACACAGAAUGGCAGCGUGUCCAAUGGGAAGGCAGCUCACAACGGAGUCGCUCAUGGCAGUGGAGACAUUCAGGAGCACAAGAAGGAGAAAUAGCAAGUGUAAUGUGUACCAGGCACUCUGCUUGUCAUCUGACUUGUGUACAUGCGGUUUUUAAUUCAACAUGCAAGUGUCAGUUAUGAUGUAAUUGAUUUGUGCAUAUGAGCAUGGAGUUAUGACUUCACAUAAAAUCUGUGAUAUUCUAACCUCUGAUUUGUUGAACACAAGUCAGGGGCAGUAUGGAAGUAUAACAUCACCAAUUUUACUGUUGCAUGUCAUUAUAUAUCUAAUCCAUACAUGCUGUAAUGUGCAAAUGUAGAUAAAGUACAUCUGUGGUUUGUAAAUUAGAAAAGCAUUUCUUACUGAAUUUUAAAAAAGAGGUAAAACUGCAUGUAUGUGUACAUUUUUCACGGUACAAUAAGUUGCUUUCAAACUCAUAUUGCAGAUUGUCAGAAUAAUUUCUAGAUUUUGUCAUUGCUUUUUAAAAUAUAAAAUACAAAACAGUGGUUAAAUUUCCAGCAGUCUUACUAUUGUCCAUCUUGAACUGGUACUCUGUUAUUAGUAUGCAUUUUUACAUACAUUACCACCAGUCAUCCGUUUUUCACUGUUUUCAUUUGUUCAUGUGUAUUUAUAUUCUUCAUUGGAAAACAUGUUCAUUUUACAGGGUGUUGUAGUCUGUACUAGAAUAUCAAUAUUACUGUGUUUUCCAGAGCGAAGAUGUGAAUUUUUUAAACAUAAUGAAAAAAUAAUUGAAAUAGAGUUUGAUUUAUUUAUUGUGAUUGUUGUUAGCCAUACUGAAGAAUUUCGUUUGAGAUGUAAAGCGUAUAUCAUCGUACAUUACCACUGCCAAACAAUUACCUGCAAUCAGUGAUACUGAAACUCAAACUUUGGUCUCCCUUUGCUAUGCCAUUUGUGUGGUGUUGACAAUCAGCUGCUGAAUAAUGGUCUGUGUUUCUGAAAUCAAGUGCUGUCCAGCUACAUUACAACAUCAGAUACCACACUUAUGUGCAGAUGUCAAAGUUAGUAUUGCUAAAAAAAAUGUGUGCAGCAUAAAAAUGACAAAUCCCUUAAUCUGUGUACAUACUCAUAUUGUCACUUCACAUGUGGUACAUGAACAGAUUGGACAUCACGAUUGUGUAGUUAUCUUGAACAUGUGGUACACGAACAGAUUGGACAUCACGGUUGUGUAGUUAUCUUGAACACGUGGUACAUGAACAGAUUGGACAUCACGGUUGUGUAGUUAUCUUGAACAUGUGGUACAUGAACAGAUUGGACAUCACGGUUGUGUAGUUAUCUUGAACACGUGGUACAUGAACAGAUUGGCCAUCACAAUUGUGUAGUUAUCUUGAGCACGUGGUCCAUGAACAGAUUGGCCAUCACAAUUGUGUAGUUAUCUUGACCACGUGGUACAUGAACAGAAUGGCCAUCACUAUUGUGUAGUUACCUUGAACACGUGGUACAUGAACAGAAUAGAUAAAUCAAGUGUACAAAUCUCGUCAUGACCAGGUUGUGUUUCUGUGAUUUGGUGUAUUUGUAUGUCAGUUGACAUUGCAUAAUGAAAAUGUACUUUGACUGUCUCCUGCAGGUAUAUCAGAGCUGUUGCUCAACUUGCAUUUUCCUCUGUUUCUUAAUGCUCCUUGUUCACAUAUAUUUUUAUGGUACUACUCCUGUACACAUCUCUUCGUAUUUGGAGCUUAUGUUUUGGUUAGGUAUUGAGUUUAAUACUUACCACUAAUUGUGGAAUUAAGAAUAUAUUCCUUUUGUUUAUCAUGAAACAUUUUGCUUUGGUUGAUAGUAUAUUUAUCCGUUCUUGUACUUUUUUUGAGAACAUGAAGUACUUGUAUUUCCUGAAAAUUUUGUGAAAUACUUGGGUGUUCUGUGGGUUAUUCUUUGUGAAUAUUAAUGAAAGAAAGAGUAUUGAGUAUGAGCCACCAGUUGGGAGAUGAGUACUUGUAUUGUUGAGCACAGUAAGUGUAGGUGAUCAGCAUUAUAGUUGUAAAACAUUCACAAAUAUCAUCAAUUAUUGUCGUAUUUUUUCUAUUCACGUUGUGCAAAGUUGUACCUGUGUGCAGUUCUAUUAUUUAUCAGCUGUAAGUAAAGGUUAUGUGUUAAAGAAUAAACUUUACC